Molecule: messenger RNA, 1601 nt
Organism: Raphanus sativus (radish)
Lineage: Eukaryota; Viridiplantae; Streptophyta; Magnoliopsida; Brassicales; Brassicaceae
Exons: 5
Coding region: 116-1585 (489 amino acids)
Source: RefSeq, a predicted model, not a curated record
CGCUUUCCAAUAUUCUACCGUUUCAGUUAAAUCCCUCAUCUUCCCAAAUCAAAUCGAUUAUCCUCUCACUCACAUAAACCCUAACAUUCAGGGACCUGUGUCCGCAGUCGCUCAAAUGGAGAUUGUCGAAUCUCUAGAAGACAUCCCAGUACAAAACCCACAAGCAGAAUACUUCUCAUAUCCUGAUUUGACCUGGACCAAGUUCGGUUCAACGGAGCAUCACGACGAGGUAGCACUCAUCCCUCACUCAAGGGUCGUGGACUUCAUCAUCGGAGAAUGCUCAAACCCUGAGUGCCCCACUCGAUUUCACCUCCAAAGACAAAGGAAACACCCCCCAGGCAGCCUCAAGGAGUACAAGCCCGACGAAUUUCUCGAAUACAGACGGUAUUGGUGCUCUUUUGGUCCUGAGAACUACGGAGAAGGAGGCGGUCAGUUGCCCAGUAGAAAGUACCGUCUCAAAACCAGGAACCGAGCCGCGAGACCUCAAUCAAUGAGAGGAUGCACGUGCCAUUUCGUGGUGAAGCGUCUCUACGCCCGUCCUUCCCUCGCGCUUCUCGUUUACAAGGAGAGACGUCACGUGAACGAGGCCGGUUUCGUCUGCCACGGACCUCUCGACAGAGACGCGAUCGGCCCCCGUGCUAAGAAGGUUCCUUACAUAUGCAACGAGAUCCAGCAGCAGACUAUGUCUAUGAUCUAUCUCGGGAUCCCUGAAGAGAGUGUUCUAGAAAAACACAUCGAAGGGAUUCACAAGUAUUGUGGCUCGGACGCCACGGUCGAUGGUCUUGCCUCUCAGUAUGUUCAUAAGCUUGGGAUGAUUAUCAAACGCUCUACUCAUGAGCUGGACUUGGAUGAUCAUGCUAGUAUCAAGAUUUGGGCUGAGAGGAACAAGAAAUCUAUCUUUUCUUAUCAGGAGUCUUCGGAGACUGAUCAGUUCAUGCUUGGGAUUCAAACUGAGUGGCAGUUGCAGCAGUUCGUGCGCUUUGGUCAUUGUGGCCUCGUUGCAGCUGAUUCGACUUUUGGGAUAAAGAGGCUUAAGUAUCCUCUAUGCACGCUUCUUGUAUUUGAUUCAAGACGUCAUGCUCUACCUGUUGCUUGGAUUAUCUCUCGUAGCAAUUUGAAAUCUGAUGUCGACAAGUGGAUGAAAAUACUGCUCAAGCGCGCACAGAGUGUUGAGCCUGGCUUUAGGAUCAAUGCCUUUAUCAUUGACGAUGCUGCACUGGAGAUUGAUCCCAUAAGGGACACAUUUUGUUGCCCCAUCCUUUUCUCUCUCUGGCGUAUUCGUAGAUCAUGGCUUCGGAAUGUAGUGAAGAAGUGCGAUACCAUUGAGGUCCAAAGAGAGUUAUUCAAAUGUUCAGGACAAGUCGUGUACAGCAUUUGGGAUGGUGGCGUAGAUACAUCAAAGGCUCUAGAAAAAUUAACUCUGGAUUUUUCUGAUCAGACCGCCUUCAUGCAGUAUUUCACAUCCACUUGGUUGCCUAAAAUAGGAAUGUGGCUCUCAUCUAUGAAAAGUCUCCCACUUGCAAGCCAAGAAGCAUGUGGAGCUAUAGAAGCUUACCAUGUAAAGCUUAAAGUGAAGCUGUUUUGACGAUACACAUCUCAAU